CGAAAGUGUAUCUACAUGUCUGAUCUACAUGUACAUGUGUAUGUCACAUGGUAUAUACAUGUGGUUACAUAACAAUUGACCACACAAGCCAGAGCACGCAAAGCCAUAUAUAAUAGUACCCUCGAUCCCAGGCCGCACUUCUCCAAUAUAUAGGCUUGGUGCGCAUGCGCAAGCCAGGCAUUAUAACAGCCUAGCCCGCAGUGUUGCAUUGGAUCAUGGGAACGUGCCGAUCAUGGCUGCUAGCCCCAUAGAUAGUAUCAGGAGCAGAUAGUAUCUAUGGGUAGUGUACAGACAAAUUACGUGUGUGGGCGGUGGUACGUGAGUUGUUUCGACGUCAACAUUAUUGUGGGAGCAGGACAUUCUUUCACUCAUGUCUCAUUUGUAUAUAAUUUUAAAAAGAGCUGGAAGUUUUGGAACGUAUAAUCAGAUUCCCAGAUGAGAACGGAUGUGCGAAAAAGCUGAUUUUCACACGAUAAUAAGUCUACCUAUAAUAAUAUUAUUAUUAUGAAACCUCCAAAAAUGAUAGCCCUAUUAUGUAGUUAUAUUAUGCAUUAUAAUUAAAAGUCCUCAUCCUCACCACUUGCAUCCUCAGCAUGAUUUGCCAGGAUGCAAUAAAAUAUUCAUUAAUUUAUGGGCAGAUGCUGAUCUAUGAUAAUUAUAAGCACUGACAAUAGGCAUUGUGUUUUUGUCUUCCCAAACUUAUUGAGCCCUUGCUGAAUCUAGCUGGAUUAAGCUGUUUUGAAAGUGCUAUUUACACAGAUAUCAAGUAUUAAAGAGUACAAGAGAUCUACAGAUAUAAUGGGGAUCACUGUGGAGUUGUGGAGAGCUCGCAUUGGGCUGUUCAGUGGUGGGAGGGGAUCGCGACCACACAGUAAAGCUUCCUCGACAAACCACCAGCCUCUAUACUUCAGUGAUACAGUGGGUAGUACUGCGAAAGUGGUUCAAGGUGGCUUGCUUUUAUUGUAUAUUCUCAAGUUUCUGAGCUCUCAAGAUAAAACUAAAUUCCUAAAACGCACAAGGAAUGUUGGUCUCCUAGUGAUAUUGAUUGCUGUGUUGCUCCACUCUCUUACUCACCUAUUGCUGUUAGCUGGAGACGUUGAGAGCAAUCCUGGGCCUCGAAUGGAUGGGACACUGGCACUUGAUGAUUUAAAUGAAGCUCACUCUAAACUGUCCGAGUCUCGGAACAGAUGGUUUGAGAUUGGACAGGCUCUCAAUGUUGAUGAUGUCACAUUAGAUAGCAUCAGAAAGCAGUGUGCUGAUGAUAACAGCACUUGUCUUCGUAAAAUGCUUGAUCAUCGUUUGAAAUCAGGGCCUCCUCUAACAUGGGAGGUACUACUGAACUCACUUCCAACUCAGUCUAGUAUGCAAGUUUCAAGAGCAGCUGGUCAAAAGAGACCUCUAUCGUCCGGGGAGAUGCCCAGUGCAAAACGCACACGAUCAUCUCCUCCAGGAUCAUCUGCUCUACCAGUGAAUCUUCCAUCGCUUAUGUACACAUAUCACCUCACUACUGCCCAAGUUGACAGUAAAAUUCAACAAAAGCACAUUUCAUAUUUGGCUGUCUACUUUGAUAAUUCUGAGCACUAUGUUGAUGCAAUGGAAUUAACCCGUGGCGAGAAAAAUGAUGUCAAGAAAUGUGCAGAUAACCGUGAAGCCAUGAUCAAGUGCUUGAACAUCUGGAUAGAAAAGAAAUUCUCACAAGUAACGUUCAGGAUCCUUUUGGAGAUGUUAGUAAAAUUGAAAAAAGAGGGGAUUGCUUCUGAUGUCUGUCAGUGCUUGAAAAAUCUACCAGUAUCGCCUAUUGACAUUGCUACCCCUUCUUUGAAGUCAGGAGCCCAUAAAGAUUCACUCAACUCGGUUCCAACUCAGUCUAGUAUGCAAGAAACAACUGAAACAUAUCAAGAAUCCAGUGUGGAAACACUUAAGGGGCAGCUAGAAAAAGAGAGUGAUGUACACCAACCUGACCACUCAGCUGAAACAACAGAUGUUGGUGAGACGUCUUCUGGAGAUGAGGGUGCCACUGACAUUUUCGUAUGUCCUUACUGUAAAGAGUGUUCUCCACAACAAUUCUUUUCUGAAAAAGGGUGUCCCAAGAAGACAAGAUCUCUCAAAAUUACCAACCUUUUCCCUUACCUUGAUGUUUCUGGUCUUGCUGACGAAGAUGUCAUUUAUUUGGAAGAAAAAUUAAUAUCCGACACUAGAGAUAUCAUGAUCAAGUUUUCUAAUUUCUCGGUGUACAUUAGGAAGUCACUUGAAGGACAAGAUACCUUAAACAAUCUACGAGAUCGUAUACUGAGUUCUAUAGCUUCACUAAAAGAUCAAAAUGUGAGCGGAUUUGAUACUGCGCAUGAAGAAUUGAUUCUUGCAACAGAAAGCUUGGCCAAAAUUUUCUCCAUACUUCGAGUCUACAACUACAUCUCAUUCCUAAACUAUCAAAUCAUUGAACAGCUUAUUCAAGACCAUGGAACGGAUGAUGAUCACAAAAGGCUAUGCCAAUAUAUCACUAAUUUGAAUAUCUUCUGCCAACGAAAUGUUUUUGAAGUCCCUUGGUCUGCUUUCCCUUCACGCAAAUCUCGUAAGACGGCCGAAAUGUUUGCUCUUAAAUGCACAGAGGCAGCGUUAUCACUAGGGAGGGUUCGGAUGCUACAAGACAAUGUUGCUAAAAUCUUAGGCCUAGAACCCAAGGCUUUACAACUUUGCUCCGUCAAGAAAGGUUGUGUUGAGUUACAAUUCUUGGUUUCCGUAGCUGUUGCUGAGUAUAUCUUCCCACUGUCCCCUUCUCAACAGUCAGCACUCAGUGGGAUUGGAGCUAUUCUUCUUCCACUUGAGGAAGAAAAGGAGAAAGAAAAUAUGCAGGUCACAGAUGUGGAUCUUCCCAUUUUUAAUGAGGUUCUAGCUCAGUCAUCCCACAAACAAAUGCAACAACAUGCUGUAGCUAAUGAUGGAGGGCCCCCAACACUUGAAGAUGGAGAGCUGCGACGACCCCUAAAAGCAGAGGAAUUGCACUCGCAUCCUGUUGCCAUUGAUCAGGAUGAGAAUACUCUCAUUACUGCCUGUGAAAAAGGAGACAUUAAGACCGUGAUAUUGCUGAUUGACAAGGGAGCAAACGUGGAUGAGAAUAACAUGGACGGGAUGACCCCACUGUAUGUUGCCUGUGAGAAUAGCCACACUGAGAUUGCCCAGUUGCUGAUUGACAAAGGAGCAGAUGUGAACAGACGGAACAAGCUUCAGGAAAGAAACACCCCACUCUAUGUUGCCUGUGAAAAAGGCCACACUAAAACUGCCCAGAUACUGAUUGACAGGGGAGCAUGUGUGAAGUGGUGGAAUAUGGAAUGGAACACCCCACUCCACGUAACUUGUGAGAACGGCCACACUGAGACUGCCCAGUUGUUGAUUGACAGUGGAGCGGUUGUGAACAAUAAGAACAAGGAAGGAAAUACACCACUCCAUGUUGCCUGUGAGAAUAGACACACUGAAACUGCCCAGUUGCUGAUUGACAAGGGAGCAGAUGUGACGAAGGAAAAUUGUUCUGCUGUAUCCAUGGCUCCUGAUGCAACUGAUGAAAUGUCAGCAGAAACAAAGUAUCCAUCUAUACCUAAUGCUAGCACUCAUGGUAUGCCUCAAGGUUAUCCACCACCCAACUGGUAUCAGCACGAGAAUUUAUUUCCUGAUAUGAAGCCAUGGUAUGUACAAACUAGCGACACACCGAUGCCUCUAUCCAAUGAGUAUUUGCCAAUGUAUGCCUUUUACCACCCUCCAAUACAAGAAAUCCCUCCAGCAGUAGAUAAUACUUCGAAUUCAACUGUAUCUAUAGAUCUGGAAUCUACUAUAUUGAGCUUAAUGCAAAGUGUGACUUCAGAAAGCGAAGAUAGUAUAACUGAUCAGGUAAUUCCGCACAAAAAUGUACAUACUACUCCAACUGUUUCGCUGCACAACGAUUCAUCAGUAUCAUCUGGUCCGGAAGCCAAAAGAUUGCGCAUAACUGAACAAUCUGGUCAAUCUAAAUCAGUUGUUAGCACUAGUUCUCAUCAAAUCGAUGUCGACUGUCAAUCAGACAAAGGUAGUAUAGCAAGGCUACCUACCGCUCCAAUUGCUUCACUGCACAAUAAUUCGUCAGUAAUAUUUCCAGCAGCCAAAAGGUUGCGCUUAACUGAUAGUUUGGAACAACCAGCUGGUCCAUCUCAGUCAGCUGUUACUAGCCCUAGUUCUCAAAACAUUAGUAGUCAACAUUAUUCUCACGGCACUACAGAGCGUUGCAGCCAAUUACCAGACCCAUCAGAGGAGAACUUUGCGUUUGUGUAUGAGAAACUCCACAGUAUUUGUUCCAAAUGGCGUAAUCUUGGUCUAGCCCUUGGCCUACUACCGUCAACUCUUCAGCAAAUUUCUAAUGACAAUAGAGAAAAAUGUGAAGAAUGUUUGCGAGAAACUCUUCUUAAAAUUAGACAGUUAACAUGGACGAAAAUCAUCGAAGCUUUGAGGAAACAUACCGUUAAUGAAAAUGAAUUAGCAACCGAGAUAGAGUCAGAAGUAGUAGCAAUGGAUCCGCCUACACCAGCACCAAAUAGUUUGUCAGGAAAAAUCUCGUUAGAAGAGUUUUGUCUUCUUCCAAUCGAUAAAGUUUGGUAUCAGCUUGGUCUCUGGUUGGGAGUUGAAGAACAAAGGUUGAUUAAAAUAAAGAAGAAAGACAAGAAACUAAAUUUAUUAUUUAGAGCUUUCUUGGAGCUUUGUUAUGAAACGACUGAUUACAAACGCUUAUGCGAAAGGUUCCCUGAUGACCAAAAAGAAAAAGCUCGAAGACUACUUGAAAGUGAAAAGUAUGAAGACUUUAUUAAACUAUUUCCCCUAAAUAAACAAGUUGAUGCAAGAACAUUAGUAGAGAUGUCAAAAUCUACGUUUCUACGGCUGAUCACUGCUCUUGUGAGAGUGGGAAAAAGGGACGUGGCAGAAAAUAUUUGCACAGACAGAGGUGUAUCGCUGACUGAUCUUGCUGACAGUAAACCACCUCCUGAGUGUGUAGUGAUGUAUGCUGACUAUCUGAAGAGCAAGUACAGAGAGAUGUCUAUCCUACCAGAUUCUGACUGGCCCCCAAGCAUAGCUACCAAAGAGCACUAUACUAAUUUGGCACUAAUUCAGAAAGAAAGGAAUUACUUACAAACUGAAAAGGAUAUAAAUAAUGUUUCUAAAGAUUAUGCACAUGGAAAUAUUGAUAGCAUCAUUGCCAAAAAGACGAGCAUUGAUCUUGAAGAAGCAUUUUAUCCUAUCAUUACUCCUAAGACAAAUGAAAGUCGAUUAACAAUUUUAAUGGAUGGGGCUCCAGGGAUUGGGAAAACUACUAUCACUAGGAAGGUGUGUAUCGACUGGGCAGAAGGUGAUAUCCUUCCAGAGUAUCAACUGGUGAUUUUAGUUCCUCUUAGGGAGCUCAAAAGUUUACAAAACUUCAACAAAAAAUUGCAAUUGUUUAAUAUUUUUCCCUCUGAUAACGAAGAACUCCAACAAAAUGUUAUAAAACACAUGAUGCAAGUAUCUGGUGCUGGAACUCUGAUAAUAUUUGAUGGUUUCGAUGAACUUAGCUAUCAAGAAAGAACUUUUUUGCAACAAAAGUCUCUUGUCCUAGACAUAAUAAAAGGUAAGACGCUUCAUCUUUGCUCUGUGAUAAUUACAUCUCGUCCUUAUGCUUCUCAGCCUUUGAGAAGUUUACCUAGAGUCAAUCGCCAUGUCGAGGUAUUGGGAUUUACUAAAGAGCAAAUACACGACUGUGUUUGUACUAACAUUCCUGGGAAGGAAGGAAAGAAAUUAAUACAAAAAUUGAAAGAACGAUUAGACAUUGGAUCACUUUGUUACAUUCCCCUGAAUUGUAGAAUUUUGUUGUUUGUCUAUAUAAUAGAAAGUUUCAGUCUUCCAUCUACAAUAACUGAACUGUACGAGAUUUUCCUUCUACAUACAAUUAAACGACUUACUAAAAAGGGAGGACUUGAUAAAGAUGUAUCUAGUGAGAUUGAUGCUGCAAAGAACUUAAAUCAAAUUCCAUACCUCAUUACAGGGCAACUAAAUCAUCUCUCAAAAUUUGCUUUGGAAGGAAUUGAGCAAAAUAAACUAGUGUUUGAUGACAGUAGUCUAAUUGAUUAUGUAUCUUUUGGCCUCUUAAACUCACUUUACUGCUUUACAACUACUGGUGAGGCUGCCUUCUUUCAGUUUCUCCACCUAACCAUUCAAGAGUUUCUUGCUGCGAGGUAUGUAGCUUCGGAUGCCAUGACUGAUGAGCAACGUAAAAGUUUCCUAAGAUCAAACAUCGAGAAUGAAACGUACAGAAUGACCUUGCUAUUUUUAGCGGGCUUAACUCAAUUCAGUUUCUUGAGUUCAGGUGACUCUCUGCUGCAGCCUCAAAGUACGUUUCUGUUAGGGUCAAGUGAAAAAAAACGGAUUCUGUUUUUGGCUCAACUUAUCUAUGAGAGUAAGAGCUCUUCAGAUUCUAUUUUGUCUCACCUCAAUGGAAGCCUGGAUAUGUCCGGUUAUCAUCUCACCACGUUUGAUUGUCUUGUUCUUGCACAUCUUAUCUCUAAUACUCCUCAAGACUUUGUCUGGGAGUUCAUCGACUUGAGUAACUGUGGUAUCACUAUACCUACCUACUCUGUGCUUUUAAAAACUAAGCACUCCAAACAUACAAUGUUACCAGGUAUUGCUAUCUCGAAAACUUUGAGCUUUUGUGAUAUAAAAAUCAGAAAUGUCAAAUCUAACAAUACUAUUCCGAUCACAUCCAUAUUAACUCUUCUGUCUAAUUCCAAAGAUUCACCUCUCGAAGAACUGACGCUACCAUUGGUGUAUAUUGAAACGUGUAAACACAUGGUGCAACUCUCCCAAGCCUUAGUCAAUUUCAAGGCAUUUCAAACAUUAAAAAUUUUUCACUCCCGGUCACCUAGACAAAAAGUUACCAUGAUACCUACCAUGAUAUCUAAAGAAGAAUUUGUUUUGCAAUGCAUUCCUUUAAGUAUCUGUUCAAACUCUUUAAUGCAGCUGUUAAAGUUUGCUUCUGUAGAAAUUGAAAGGCUUGAAAUGAAUGGUAGUGAUCCAGAAAAUAGUGCUGUGGUAUUUCAAGAUUGCCCUGCUUGUGGUAGUUCAGGUGAAGAUGCUGUGAAGAGCCUGUGUGAGUUCCUGAGAAAAUGUAAGAAUAUAGAACAGAUACAAUUCCGUGGAUGUUUCUUAAAUGGGAAUGCAAUGCUAUCUAUUUUAUCAUCUUUAUCUAAAAGUUCGACUAUAAGCAGCAUUCGUAUUGUGAACAAUGACUCUGAGAUAAGUGAUAGUGAGUUAGUUGAAAUGCUCGAGCAUUUGCCAAGAAAAUGUGUGUUUCACUUUUCAACUAAAAGAGUCAGUGUUGCGUUUAAAACCAAUGAAAAUGAUCUCGAUGUAUCCAAUCAUGAUAACUCAAAAGCAUUGGGUUAUGAAACCUUCCUCACCAACAUCAAGUGUGUAUUCCCACGACGAUUCACUGGCCUGAGUGUUGAAACUUACGGUGCUGCUUUAGAGUGUUUAUCACAGAAUAAACAUCUGGAUAUGGUUACGAUCAUCCUAGGCAGUGAUCAUUGUAGUAACAUUCAGCAAGACACAGUAGCAAUAAAAAGUAGAUUGCUUGAACUAAGCAAAUCGUUGACAUCAUCGAUAGCAUUAAGGAUAAAUGUUUCUCUUUUACAUGAUCAUGGAGACAUUCUUGAAUAUGUAGCCGAAAGUUUAUGUCACAAUGUCACUUUAUGUACUGAGAUAACAGUUACAAAUGACAGAGACGAUCAGAACUUGUCUGGACUGAUCACAUUACUGAACUCGUUGAUGUUUACCCCUAUUCAAAAGUUGUGUUUUAAAAAUGUUCAUUUCAAUACCGAAUGUGCUGAAACAUUAAUCGAAGUGCUGAGUCAUAGCAAGCUUCUCACAGUUUUAGCGAUGGACGGAAAUACAUAUUUGACCGAUGCUAGUUGCACACCAUCAGCUUGGAAAACAUGGCGAUUUUUCCGAUCUAUUCAAAUGGAAUCUCUGACAGAAUUAAGUUUUAGUUACAACAGUCUUGGAACAGAGGGUACUGUGGCAUUACUAGAUUUUCUUCGCCACAAUCCACGACUCGCUGUCUUGAAAGCAUCCAAUUGUGAUCUGACCGAUGAUCUAUUUGUUGAUUCUUACUAUUGGCAAACCUCUUCCUUGAAAAAACUGAUAAUAGACAGGAAUAUGUACAUUAGCGUUGAGGGAUGGACUAAUCUGUUUCAAAAUCUUAGGCACAACACAUCACUGAUCAAAUUAAACUGCUAUUGUUUUCCUGAUAUUGGUAAAGUUUUGAAUGAAAUGAUAAUUUCAAGCAAAUGUAUUCAAUAUCUUAGAAUUAACUCAUAUUUAUCCGUUAGUCAAUAUGACACUGAGUCACUAGCAAGAGCACUCGUUCAAAACCUCACUCUCAAAGAAAUUACGUAUGGAGAUAAGUUUGACAGAGAUGCUGUGGAUGACCUCCAGAGAGAAAUACAAAAACUAAAAAGAGACAGGAACGUCACUAUAUCUCCUGAAUGGAAUCUAAAGAUACGAUAGGUAUACAUGAACUAUACGAUAAUUAUAAUGCAGAGCAGAUUUAAUAGUUACUGAGUUUAGCUUAAGUCAUUAUACCUUGUGUAAUUAUGUCUUCGAAUUCAGUUUUUCUUGUCCUAAUACAUGUACAUGUAAUUUACUAUGGAAAUCGGCAAAACUAAUGAAUUCACUCAAAACA
Halichondria panicea is the source of this 8731-nucleotide messenger RNA. RefSeq lists its product as uncharacterized. Gene Ontology annotation, cellular component: nucleus; cytoplasm. The transcript has 15 exons. NCBI's taxonomy places the organism in Eukaryota, Metazoa, Porifera, Demospongiae, Suberitida, Halichondriidae. Gene Ontology annotation, molecular function: protein binding. The coding region runs from base 799 to 8556 and encodes 2585 amino acids. The record is from RefSeq and is a predicted model, not a curated record.